AUUUAAAGCAGCAGCAGCUGGUCUACGGGUCCAUGGACCCGGCGCAGGGGCAAAAGCACUCACUCGCCUUCUCCACCUCUCCCCCUCCGUAUCGUCUGCUCCCUCGCGCAUGCUCCAAAAAGCUCUACCCCUCCUCCCCUCCCCCGCUUUCCUCUCCUCGCCUAGGGUUUCCCACCCCCAUGUUUCUCCCCAAACCCUAGCCUCCUCCUCGCCGCCGCAGCCUUCCCCGGCCAUGGCCGCUACUGCCGGAGCCGGCGCCGGCGACUACUCCUUCGCGGCGGAGUACGAUGGCCCGCCGCUCCCCUACUCGCUCCCGCGCGCCAUCCCGCUCGACCUCUCCCGCAUCCCGCUCGCCUCGCUCACGUCACCACCGGUUUCGCCCUGCGCCUCCUCGUCCCCGCUCCCUGUCGUCCGCCCGCUCACCCCGUCCUCCCUCUGCUCCGCCGUCCACGCCCACCCCGUGCCCCACUCCGCCGCGCCCGCCCCCGCUGGGGGAGCAGCGGUGGUGGACUCCCCCACCUCGGUCAUCGAGAACCACCACGCCGCGGCGCACCACUCCGCCGAGCUCCCCUCCUCCCCCUCGGACGACGAGGGCGCCGGUGACGGCGGCCUCCAGGCGCUGCCGCCGAAGCCUCACCAGCCCGCGGUCACCUUCGCCGAGACCAGUUGCUCCCUCCUCCAGUCCUCUGACGACGAGGACGAGUACGAGGAGGAGGAUGACGACAACGAUGCUGCAGCGGAGGAGGCCCGGUCCUGCGCCGCCGGUCACUCGAGCGGCUCCCUCUCCCCCGCGCACCAGAGUGGGGGCAGGCCCCGCGGCUGCUACCGAUGCGGGAAGGGGGGAGGCUUCUGGGGCCGCGGCGACAAGGAGUCGUGCCUCGCCUGCGGCGCGCGGUACUGCGCGGGGUGCGUGCUCCGGGCGAUGGGGUCCAUGCCGGAGGGCCGCAAGUGCCUGGGGUGCAUUGGUCAGCCCGUGGCUGAGUCGAGGCGGGACGCUCUGGGGCGAGGUUCGCGCGUGCUGCGGCGGCUGCUCAGCGCGGCGGAGGUGGAGCUUGUCAUGAGGAGUGAGCGGGAGUGCGCCGGGAACCAGCUGCGGGCCGAGGACGUGUACGCCAACGGGGCCAAGCUGUCUCCUGAGGAGCUCGUGGUGCUGCAGGGCUGCUCGUGCCCGCCUUCCAGGCUACGGCCUGGGUUCUAUUGGUACGACAAGGUGUCCGGCUUCUGGGGGAAGGAGGGACACAAGCCCCAUUGCAUAAUCAGUCCAAAUCUAAACGUUGGAGGUUCUCUAGAUCAGAAAGCAAGCAAUGGGAACACCGGAAUAUUGAUUAAUGGACGAGAGAUUACAAAAUCUGAACUGCAAAUGCUGAAGUUGGCAGGAGUCCAAUGUGCUGGGAAACCUCACUUUUGGUUGAAUGCUGAUGGGACUUACCAAGAGGAAGGCCAAAAAACCGUUAAAGGGAAGAUCUGGGAUAAGCCUAUAGUGAAGCUUCUUAGUCCUGUCCUGUCAUUGCCGACACCUAAUAAAGCAGCUAAUCAAUGUGGCGAAGAAGCUAUUCACAUGGUAAAUCGAGUCAUCCCUGACUACCUGGAGCAAAAGACAACCCAGAAGCUAUUGUUGGUUGGGUCUGGGGCGAGCACCAUACUCAAGCAGGCAAAGUUCUUGUACAAGAGCAAACCCUUUUUGGCCGAUGAACGUGAAGAUCUGAAACUAGUCAUACAAAGCAACAUAUACAACUACCUUGGUAUAUUACUUGAAGGUCGUGAAAGGUUUGAAGAGGAAGCUUUAGCUGAUAGAAGAAAAAUCAGUCAAUGUGACCCUUCUAGCUCUGGCUGUUGUGAAUCUGGGUUCUGUGAUGAUGCUACUGAAUACUCCCUUAUUCCGCGCUUGAAAGCAUUCUCUGAUUGGAUUCUUAAAGCAAUGGCUUUAGGUAAUCUUGAAGACAUCUUCCCUGCAGCUAGUCGUGAAUAUGCACCACUUGUUGAGGAACUAUGGAAAGAUCCUGCUAUUCAAGCUACAUAUAGACGAAGAAGUGAACUGCUGUUCCUUCCGUCUGCUGCCAGUUAUUUUCUUGACAAGGCUGUUGAUAUUUCUCGAACAGAAUAUGAGCUCUCUGAUAUGGAUAUACUCUAUGCUGAUGGGAUAACAUCCUCAGAUGGGCUAGCAUCAACAGAAUUCUCUUUCCCCCAGCUAUCUUUGGAUGGAUUGGGUGCUGAUGAGCCUGAUCCACAAGACACCUUGCUAAGGUACCAGCUGAUCAGAAUAAACAAUAGAGGUUUGCAUGGGAACUGCAAAUGGCUGCAAAUGUUUGAUGAUGUAAGGCUUGUUAUCUUCUGUGUUGCUGCUAGUGACUAUGAUGAGUACUAUGAGGAUGCACAUGGCACCGUUGUCAACAAGAUGAUAGAGAGCAGGCACCUAUUUGAGAACAUUGCCCUUCAUCCAACAUUCGAGCAAAUGGAUUUCCUUCUGCUCCUCACCAAGUUUGAUCUCCUAGAGCAGAAGAUUGACAAAUCUCCGCUAACCUCAUGUGAUUGGUUCGACGACUUCACUCCCCUGCUCAGCCGCAAUUUGAUCAAUGGCAGCAGGAGAAGCACACGCAGCAGCCACACUGGCGCAACUUUGGCGCAGAUGGCCACACACUACAUUGCGGUGAAGUUCAAGAGGCUGUUCCACUCGCUCACGGAGCAGAAACUUUAUGUAUCCUGUGUGAACGCCCUGGAUCAGGAGUCGGUCCGUUCAGCGAUCCGUUACAGCCGGGAGAUUGUGAAGUGGGAAGAAGAGAAGCCCGUGUUUGGUGCCAGCGAGACGAUUUACAGUGAGGAGCCGAGCUCCUACUCUCGCUGACGUGUGACCCUUUGUUGCAUGCAGAAGAGGUGUAAAUAUUUGUGCAUUACCUCUCCCAUGCUCUCUGUUAGUUGUACUCAUUCCUUUUGUUCGUCGCUGAUCAUUGUGUGUAUGCUUGUUAGUUAUUCGCAAUUAGAAUGAUUAAAUGCGUGAGGAUUACCCAUUCAGAUUCUUGUAAAUUGGAAUACAAGUUGCUUGCAUUUGGCUGGCGCAAGUCCCAGAUGAAUGGCUCUUUUGUCUUCAGGAA
Molecule: messenger RNA, 3089 nt
Organism: Phragmites australis (common reed)
Lineage: Eukaryota; Viridiplantae; Streptophyta; Magnoliopsida; Poales; Poaceae
Product: extra-large guanine nucleotide-binding protein 1-like
Exons: 8
Coding region: 110-2842 (910 amino acids)
Biological process (GO): adenylate cyclase-modulating G protein-coupled receptor signaling pathway
Cellular component (GO): heterotrimeric G-protein complex
Molecular function (GO): G protein-coupled receptor binding; G-protein beta/gamma-subunit complex binding; GTPase activity
Source: RefSeq, a predicted model, not a curated record